GGCAUGGAAAUGCUAGAGACGAAACUGAGGUUCAUUUGUCGCCACGUAUGCCCCAUCAAUAUUUGGCUCCCACUUGCCUCUAUAAAUUUGGCGGCCAUGAAAAGGAAAAAACUUGAGUUUCCUUUGAUGCUCAGAGCCAACUGGGUGCUGAAAUGGACAAGUCUGAGAGUGUUGUAACAUGGUUUUUUAUCAGUUGCUUUGUUGCUGGGUUUUGUUUGAGCGGGAAAGUUAAUGGGGGCUAUGUGAAGUACAACACUGGAGGUGGAGUUGUACAAGGAAAACUCAAUGUUCAUUUGGUAGCACAUUCACAUGAUGAUGUUGGCUGGUUAAAGACUGUUGAUCAGUACUAUGUUGGAUCAAACAACAGUAUUCAGGGUGCUUGUGUUGAAAAUGUGCUGGACUCGGUUGUGGAAUCUCUGCUUAGAAAUGCAAACAGGAAGUUUGUUUUUGCUGAAAUGGCCUUUUUCCAACGAUGGUGGCUAGAACAAAGUGAAGAAAUGCAAGAGCAAAUGAGGAAACUUGUAGAUGCUGGCCAAUUGGAAUUCGUAAAUGGUGGAUGGUGUAUGCAUGAUGAGGCAACAACCCAUUAUGUAGAUAUGAUUGACCAAACAACACUUGGUCAUCUUGCAAUAAAGCAACAGUUUAACAAGACUCCUCGUGCUGGAUGGCAAAUUGAUCCGUUUGGACACUCUGCUGUGCAAGCUUACCUGCUUGGGGCUGAGCUUGGAUUCGAUUCUGUUCAUUUUGCAAGGAUUGAUUACCAGGACAGAGCAAAGUGCAAAGGAGAUAAAUCUCUAGAGGUCAUUUGGCGUGGGUCUAAAACUUUUGGUUCAUCCUCUCAGAUUUUUGCCAAUGCUUUCCCUGUGCAUUAUAGUCCUCCACCUGGUUUCAAUUUUGAAGUGUUUGAUGAUUUUGUGCCUGUUCAGGAUAAUCCUCUUCUCUUUGACUACAAUGUUGAGCAACGGGUUAAUGAUUUCAUAAAUGCUGCAAUAACUCAAGCAAAUGUAACAAGGACAAACCAUAUUAUGUGGACUAUGGGUGAUGAUUUCCAGUACCAAUAUGCUGAGUCUUGGUUCAAGCAAAUGGACAAACUGAUUCACUAUGUUAACAAGGAUGGUCGAGUUAAUGCAUUAUAUUCUACUCCAUCUAUUUAUACUGAUGUGAAAAAUGCAGCAAAUGAAGCAUGGCCACUGAAGACUGAUGAUUAUUUUCCAUAUGCAGAUAGGGAAAAUGCAUAUUGGACUGGAUUUUUUACUAGUCGCCCAGGCUUGAAGAGAUAUGUUCGGCAGCUGAGUGGAUUUUAUUUGGCUACACGGCAACUUGAGUUUUUGGUGGGAAAAAAAUCCAAUGGUCCCAGCACUUGCAGCCUUGGAGAUGCUUUAGGAAUAGCACAGCAUCAUGAUGCUGUCUCUGGGACUGCCAAACAACAUACUACAGAUGACUAUGCUAAACGCUUAGCUAUUGGAGCAUCUGAGGCAGAAGCCACUGGCAAUUCUGCUCUUUCAUGCUUAGUUAGCAAUAAAUCCAGAGAUCAAUGUGCAACAACUGCUACUUUCAGUCAGUGCCAAUUGUUAAAUAUCAGUUACUGUCCACCAGCAGAGGAAGCUGGAGUUGGAAAGAGUUUGGUUAUAGUAGUGUACAACCCUCUUGGAUGGAAUCGCACUGAAAUUGUUAGGAUUCCAGUUAAUGAUGCCAAUCUUGUUGUCUCUGAUUCUUCGGGCAAAACCAUUGAGGCUCAAUAUGUGAUCAUGGAUAAUGUUACAAGCAACUUAAGAAAGUUCUAUCAGAAGGCCUACUUAGGACUUUCAUCCAAUCAAGUUCCUCAAUAUUGGCUUGUCUUUCCAGUUUCUGUGCCACCACUUGGAUGGAGUACUUACUUCAUUGCUAAUGCGCCUGCUAUAGGAAAAAGGAGAAAUGGGCUCUCUGUAACAGAAAGUCCACUCAAUGAGACUGUUGAAAUUGGACCUGGAAUUUUGAAAAUGUCAUUUUCUUCUACCACUGGCCAACUCAAACGAAUGCACAAUUCAAAAACUGGGGUUGAUGUUCCUCUUCAGCAAAGCUAUCUUUGGUAUGGUUCAAGCUCUGAUCUCCAGCAACCUUCUGGUGCAUACGUUUUUCGGCCUGAUGGGUCCCCUCCCCAUAUUGUUGCUAGAUCAGUGCCCUUGAAGGUCUAUCGUGGAUCUGUGGUUGAUGAGGUCCAUCAACAAUUUAAUCCAUGGAUCUACCAGGUCACAAGACUUUACAAAGAGAAAGAGCAUGCUGAAAUUGAAUAUACUAUUGGCCCAAUUCCCACAGAAGAUAGUAUUGGAAAGGAGGUCAUCACACAAAUGACAGCAAAUAUGGUCACAGACAAGGUUUACUAUACUGAUUCUAAUGGAAGGGACUUUCUAAAGCGGAUUCGUGACUAUAGAGCUGACUGGAAUCUGUCAGUUAAUCAACCUCAAGCAGGAAACUAUUAUCCACUUAACCUCGGAAUUUAUAUAGAGGAUAAGAAAUCUGAACUGUCAGUGUUGGUUGAUCGUGCCACAGGAGGAGCCAGCAUUAAAGAUGGUCAAAUAGAGCUAAUGCUUCACAGGCGCACGAUCUUCGUUGACUUGAGAGGAUUUGGUGAAGCCCUUGACGAAAGUGUUUGUGUUGAAGACAAAUGUGAAGGAUUAACGGUUAGAGGAAAUUAUUAUUUGAGCAUCAACCAGCUAGGAGCUGGAUCAAUCUGGCGUCGAACAGUUGGCCAAGAAGUUUACUCACCACUGCUUCUAGCUUUCACCCAUGAGAAAGAGGAGACUUGGAAGGCAUUUCAUUUGACCGAAGGAACAGUCAUGGAUCCUGAUUACAGCUUGCCUUUGAAUGUUGCUUUGAUUACCCUUCAGGAGCUGGAUGAUGGAAACGUACUCCUUCGUCUGGCACAUCUGUAUGAGGAGGGAGAAGAUGCCAACUAUUCAGCACUGGCUAAAGUUGAACUCAACAAGAUGUUUAGUGGAAAAAUUAUAAGGGAGCUGAAGGAAAUGAGCAUAUCAGCAAACCAAUACAAGUCAGAGAUGAAGAGGAUGACAUGGAAAGUAGAGGGUGAGAGUGGAGAUGAAGCCUCACCAGUUAGAGGUGGCCCUGUUGAUAGUUCAACUUUUGUUGUUGAGCUAGGUCCAAUGGAAAUUCGCACUUUCUUGCUCAAAUUUUGAUAUCUAUGUGUUACAUUUGUUUCUUCUUUUCUACUUUCAACCUAAUAAGCUAAUAAUUUUCAUUUUCUUUUCUUCUUCUUCAUUCCUCUUUCUUUCAUUUUUUUCCUUUUCUGGGAAAAAAAAGGAACCUGCCUAUAGUAUGGAUGUUCAUUGUAUGCAUGAUUUUAAUCUCUUUUAGAAUAAAAAUUUUAAGUUAAAAAGAA
Manihot esculenta (cassava) is the source of this 3376-nucleotide messenger RNA. Its product is annotated as alpha-mannosidase. The transcript has 29 exons. Bases 153 to 3173 code for a protein of 1006 amino acids. Lineage: Eukaryota; Viridiplantae; Streptophyta; Magnoliopsida; Malpighiales; Euphorbiaceae. Gene Ontology annotation, biological process: mannose metabolic process. Gene Ontology annotation, molecular function: carbohydrate binding; alpha-mannosidase activity. The record is from RefSeq and is a predicted model, not a curated record.